Molecule: messenger RNA, 309 nt
Organism: Schistosoma spindalis
Lineage: Eukaryota; Metazoa; Platyhelminthes; Trematoda; Strigeidida; Schistosomatidae
Source: the annotation of a GenBank genome assembly
AUGAAACGAAAAAUUAUUCAGUUAGUUAUUACAACAGCAAUAAUGUCAUGUCAACAAGCUAUAUUACACUCAUUUGAAUGCAUAUUUGAAAUAUUAAUCACAACUGGAGUCGUGGUGUAUACUUAUGGUUCUCCCAUCGAACAAAUGAGUACAUUUCUAAUAUUGUUGGGGUGUAUGUCAAAUCCAUAUAUUCUUAUUUUCAGUACAGGUGCUUUAAGAAGACGUUUUUCAAUAUCAAUUAAGAGUUUAACGGAAAGAAUGAGUACUGUUGGAACAUUUGGACAACAUACAAAAUCAUCAACUCAAUAA